AUGAAGGUGGCCAAGGUGACCGACGUGGUUCUGUGCGUAGUUGUAGCGGUGUACAUUGCGGUGGCUGCGGUGUCUGCGGCGGUGGCGGCGCCGGAGAGCGGAGCGUGCACCGCUUGCCUGGCGCUGUGGACGGAGCUGCGCCACGAUGUCGGGUGCGGGAAUGCUGUCAAUGACACGGGCGCGCUGUGCAAGCUCUGUCCCGAGUCGAUCUGUGGGACGCCAGCCCAUUGUCAGACCAUUGUCGAUGAGGUUUGUGCUGCUGGCUGUGCCGAUGAUCCCGACCAGUGUGCCUACCUCGCUUGCUCCAAGCUCCUCCACAUCUGUCCGGGCUCGCUGGAAGAGGUGGACGUGAGCCUGGCCUGGGUCCAGCAGUACCGCAUGGCCAAGCCGAAGCAGCGGAUGGCUAUGAUUGGAGCGCAGACGGCGACGCCUGAUGGCGUCAUGGUUGAUCUGUACUACUAUCUCAUGGCAUGGGCGCUGAAGAACUGCGCAGCGGUGGACGACGGAUGUGGGCUGGCGGCGAGCGGCUGCACGCCGAUGACUGAUGCGCACGUCUCGGUCAUCUUCUCGCUGUUCAAAACAACACAUGCGUACGCGGUGACUACGGCCAUUUCCCUGGAUGCGACGUUUGCAUACUUUCGGGAUGUCUUGCUUGCUCAUGCUGUCCAUGCACCGCCGCACUCAGUCGAUCUGUUCGACGUCUCGCAGGUCUCGGCGGUGACGCAGUACUUUAUCCACACAUACGCCCGCCACUACCGGCUCUACCAGCAUGUUUUUACUCCGCUCCGGGUCCACAACAUUGCACCACGGGCAUGGGGCUUGCAGACACCUUCGAUUGCGGCUGACAUCCCGCUCGCCGACUACGACCGGCUGGACGAAGAGCAGGUGGCGGCCAUGGUCCGCGCGCGGUCGCGGUCGUCGCUGCACUCGACAGUAUCGCUGGCCUCGCUAGGCGACGUGGCGGAAGACGUGAUAAGCGUAGGGUCAGCGAGCGGCGGCGGCGAUGGACCCAGCGGGGCAGGCGCAACGACAGAUGCCACUCCGCGCGGGGGCGAGUCUGGACAUGGCUCGGGCAAGGCGUCGCGCACGUCGCCGGCGUCGCGGCGGACGCGGGCGAGCGGGUCUGGGGGCGGGGCCGGCUCGCGCUCGCCGCGUCCGUCACGCAAGGCGGUCUCGCGGCACGCGUCUGCGGCGAGUCUCAAGUCUGUGGGCGACGAGUCGGGCGAGGGCGAGGACGUCGUUGUCGGGUCCAACUCGGGCACGUGCGACGAGAACGAGACGCACAUGUCGGAGGAAGCUGUCCAGGCCGAGCUGAAGGCGAUUGCGCUCAAGGCGGCCGAGGCGCAGCUCGCCGAGGUCAAGGCCGAGCUCGACCUCAAAAUGGCACGACAGGACGAGGCGCUUUUGGCGCGGAUUGCGGUCCUCGAGCAGCGGAUGUAUGCGCUGAGCUCGGGCGAAGGCGGGUCGCCGGUGCAGGCGCAGGAGCGGAGGCGCCGAACGCGGACAUGAGCAGCAACGCGGGAUUUAUCAGAGCGAAGAAGUAAACUGGAGGCGACCAGA
Thecamonas trahens ATCC 50062 is the source of this 1560-nucleotide messenger RNA. RefSeq lists its product as uncharacterized. The coding region runs from base 1 to 1509 and encodes 502 amino acids. NCBI's taxonomy places the organism in Eukaryota, Apusomonadida, Apusomonadidae. The transcript has 3 exons. The record is from RefSeq and is a predicted model, not a curated record.